ACCGUCCUGCCUCCCGUUGCUAUGGGAGACUCGUCCCAGCCUUCUGAUUGGCCGCUUCUCUCUCUCCUCUCAUUGGCCAGUGCGGGCAAGGGAGCGCCCGCCUCGCCGCUCGCCAUUGGCCGGCGCGGGUUGGCCCCGCCCCCCGGCAGUGAGCGGGGCGGAGGGAAGAUGGCGGUGGUGGCGCCGCUGCUGGCGCUGCUGUGGGGGCUGCCCGGGCUCUGCCGAUGGCUCGCCCAGCCCUACUACCCGCUCUCCGCGCUGCUCGCCGCCGCUUUCCUGCUCGUGCGCAAGGUCCCGCCGCUCUGCCGUGGGCUGCCCUCGCAGCGGGAGGAUGGCAACCCGUGUGACUUUGACUGGAGGGAGGUGGAGAUCCUCAUGUUCCUCAGCGCCAUUGUCAUGAUGAAGAACCGGCGCUCCAUCACCGUGGAGCAGCACAUCGGGAAUAUCUUCAUGUUCAGCAAAGUGGCCAACGCCAUCCUGUUCUUCCGCCUCGACAUCCGCAUGGGGCUGCUCUACCUCACGCUCUGCAUAGUGUUCCUGAUGACCUGCAAGCCACCCCUUUACAUGGGCCCUGAAUACAUCAAGUACUUCAGUGACAAGACCAUCGAUGAGGAGCUGGAGAGGGACAAGCGGGUGACAUGGAUUGUUGAGUUCUUUGCCAACUGGUCCAGCGAGUGCCAGUCCUUUGCCCCCAUCUUCGCCGACCUCUCUCUCAAGUACAACUGCUCAGGACUCCAGUUUGGGAAGGUGGAUGUUGGCCGGUACACGGACGUCAGCACCAGGUACAAGGUCAGCACCUCGCCUCUCACCAAGCAGCUGCCCACCCUCAUCCUCUUCCAGGGUGGGACAGAGAUCAUGCGGCGACCGCAGAUCGACAAGAAGGGCCGGGCUGUGUCCUGGACCUUCUCUGAGGAGAACGUGAUCCGGGAGUUCAACCUCAACGAGCUCUACCAGAAGGCCAAGAAGCAGUCGAAGCCGCGGGAGGAGGGGCCUGAGGAGCCCCCAGCCGUGCCGGCGGCUGCGCCUCAGGAGACCAAGAAGGACAAGUAGAAGCUGCCCUGUACCGUCGCCCAUCACUAUGUCACCAUCCGCCUGGUGGCAGCGGCCCCGCGGGCCCGCCCAGCCCUGCCCGGAGCCGCUCUCCGUGGGGACUUGUCCCGGCUGAGCGCCGGGAAAGCAGCGGUGCCCCCCGGCCCCGUGCGGGCAGGGCGGUAGGAGGGCCCCGCCUCGGUUAACGCUCGCUCUCAUCCAUCGCUGACAAUAAACGGUCCGUGCCGUGCCUGUG
Messenger RNA from Onychostruthus taczanowskii (white-rumped snowfinch), 1285 nucleotides. It is a transcript of the gene TMX2, whose product is annotated as thioredoxin related transmembrane protein 2. Gene Ontology annotation, biological process: brain development. The transcript is spliced from 8 exons. NCBI's taxonomy places the organism in Eukaryota, Metazoa, Chordata, Aves, Passeriformes, Passeridae. Gene Ontology annotation, cellular component: membrane-bounded organelle. Bases 22 to 1050 code for a protein of 342 amino acids. The record is from RefSeq and is a predicted model, not a curated record. Gene Ontology annotation, molecular function: disulfide oxidoreductase activity.